Messenger RNA from Sorex araneus (European shrew), 975 nucleotides. RefSeq names its product olfactory receptor 7A10-like. Gene Ontology annotation, cellular component: membrane. Gene Ontology annotation, molecular function: olfactory receptor activity; G protein-coupled receptor activity. Gene Ontology annotation, biological process: G protein-coupled receptor signaling pathway. The transcript has a single exon. The coding region runs from base 1 to 975 and encodes 324 amino acids. NCBI's taxonomy places the organism in Eukaryota, Metazoa, Chordata, Mammalia, Eulipotyphla, Soricidae. The record is from RefSeq and is a predicted model, not a curated record.
AUGCAUGUACCCCUUUCCUGGAGUUAUACCCAGACUCUGGCAGCGGAAAACAAUACUCACAUAUCAGAGUUUCUCCUCCUGGGACUUUCCCAGGACCUGGAAGUCCAGCCCCUUAUCUAUGUGAUCUUCCUGUCCAUGUACCUGACCACGAUCUUGGGAAACCUGCUCAUCGUCCUGGCAGCCAGCUCAGACCCCCGCCUCCACACGCCCAUGUACUUCUUCCUCUGCAACCUGUCCCUGGUGGACAUCUGCUUCACCUCCACAACCGUCCCCAAAAUGCUGCAGAAUAUCCUGCUGCAAAGAAAAGCCAUCAGCUACGAAGGCUGCAUCACCCAGAUAUUCUUUUACAUCCUCUUCGGUAGCCUGGAUGACUUCCUCUUGACUGUCAUGGCCUAUGACCGCUUCGUAGCCAUCUGCCACCCCCUGCACUACACGGUCAUCAUGAACCCCCGUGUCUGUGGGUUGAUGCUCCUGGGGUGCUGGGUGCUGGGUCUCUUGAAUUCUUCCUUGGAAGUCUCAAUGUCUUUGCGUCUGUCCUUCUACCCCAAGGUGGAGAUACCUCACUUUUUCUGUGAAUUCAGCCAACUGAUAAAACUUGCUUGUUCCGACACUUUCCUGAAUAACCUGGUCAUGUACUGUGCUAUUCUGCUCGUGGGCGGGGGUCCUAUACUCGGUAUUAUUUACUCUUACUCCAAGAUCAUUUCCUCCAUCCUUGGUGUGGCGUCCACUCAGGGCAGGUACAAGGCCUUUUCCACCUGCGCCUCCCACCUCUCCGUGGUCUCCUUGUUCUAUGUCACAAGCAUGGGGGUGUACCUGAGCUCCGCGGUGAGUGAAAGGGCAUAUCCACGUGCUGUGGCCUCAGUGCUAUACAUGGUGGUCACCCCUAUGCUGAACCCCUUCAUCUACAGUCUCCGGAACAAGGACAUCAAGAGGGCCCUGAAAAUGUUUUUUGUGCGGGGAAACACAAAACGGUAA